This is a messenger RNA of Pterocles gutturalis (yellow-throated sandgrouse), 537 nucleotides long. RefSeq names its product tropomyosin alpha-1 chain-like. NCBI's taxonomy places the organism in Eukaryota, Metazoa, Chordata, Aves, Pterocliformes, Pteroclidae. Gene Ontology annotation, cellular component: actin filament. The annotation marks the transcript as partial. Gene Ontology annotation, biological process: muscle contraction; actin filament organization. Gene Ontology annotation, molecular function: actin filament binding. The record is from RefSeq and is a predicted model, not a curated record. The transcript is spliced from 2 exons.
UGGAGUGGUGAAGAUUCCUCUAGCGAGUCUGUUCCAGCUCAUUCCUUAGAAAGGCUGUCUGUGUGUGAAAGAUCAGAGAGGAGGCCAGUAGAUCUGGGUUUUGUCCAGGGGUCUCUGGGUUUAAAGCUCUCUACCAACCACUUGAGCUCAUUUUCCCUGUGACUUGGCUGGGUACAACUUCUUUCACUGCCCAGGCUGUUAAAAAUCUUAAACUUUACCCUUUGGAAUUCUUUCAGUUGCAGGACAGAUACAACUUAUUCCUUAGCAAAAAUGGAAGCUAUCAAGAAAAAGAUGCAGAUGUUGAAGUUAGACAAGGAGAAUGCCAUUGACAGAGCUGAGCAGGCUGAAACGGAUAAGAAGGCAGCUGAGGACAAAUGCAAACAGGUAGAGGACGAGCUGGUAGCUCUGCAGAAAAAGUUGAAAGGAACCGAAGAUGAGCUGGAUAAGUACUCGGAGGCUCUCAAAGAUGCCCAGGAAAAACUAGAGCAGGCUGAAAAGAAGGCCACUGAUGUAUGUACCUGCGCCUCGGAUUUGCCU